This is a messenger RNA of Cyclopterus lumpus (lumpfish), 3402 nucleotides long. RefSeq names its product solute carrier organic anion transporter family, member 2B1 (gene slco2b1). Gene Ontology annotation, cellular component: membrane. Gene Ontology annotation, molecular function: bile acid transmembrane transporter activity; protein binding. Gene Ontology annotation, biological process: transmembrane transport; bile acid and bile salt transport; sodium-independent organic anion transport. NCBI's taxonomy places the organism in Eukaryota, Metazoa, Chordata, Actinopteri, Perciformes, Cyclopteridae. Bases 322 to 2280 code for a protein of 652 amino acids. The transcript has 15 exons. The record is from RefSeq and is a predicted model, not a curated record.
GACUCUACGAGAGGAAACCAGUCGACCAGCAGCUUCUCACUCUGAAUGAACCAUUUCUGUCUGUUUCAAUGGUUGUUACUGGGAUUACUGGGAUUACUGGGACCACUGGGACCACUGGGACCACUGGGAUUACUGGUCUGUAAAAGCAGAGCUGCAAAGUUUCAGCAGACUGGAGCUGAUUGAUUGACAGCUGAGCUCUGAUUCAUGAGUGAAAGCAGCUGUUGAUGUUUGCAGAUAUUACUUCCUUAAUACACCUUCCAGGACGUCACGUGAUCCGUGUUUAUCUUCCAGCUUUAGUUCUCUGUGGGGAAAAGUUCCAUCAUGGGGGCCAAAGAGCUCCACGUGACCUCUGACCCCGCGGGGUCGCGACCUUCUGCCCGGCGCCGGAGUCCCUUCAACAGCGUCAAGGUCUUUGUGCUCUGCCACAGCCUCCUGCAGCUGUCUCAGCUCCUGGUGUCGGGUUACAUGAAGAGUUCCAUCUCCACCAUCGAGCGGCGUUACGGUUUCUCCAGCCAGAAGUCUGGUCUGCUGGCGGCUUUCAACGAGGUGGGGAACACGGUCCUCAUCGUGUUCGUGAGUUUCUUGGGGAGUCGAGUUCACCGGCCGCGUUUCAUUGGAGGCGGAGCUCUGCUGGCCGGCGUCGCCUCGCUGAUGAUGACGCUGCCUCACUUCCUGGGAGGAGAAUACCACUACACAGACCGCAUCAGCUCCUCCAGCAAGAACAGCUCCGCCCUCUGCCAAUCAGAGGGCUCCCUUGCCACCUCAUCCUCCAAUCAGAGCUGCAGCCGGCAGGAGAGCCACGCCCAGCUGGAGGUGUACCCUCUGCUGCUCCUGGGUCAGCUGCUGCUGGGCGUGGCCGCCGUCCCCAUCCAGCCCUUCGGCAUCUCCUUCAUCGACGACCACGCCAGCAGGAAGAACUCGCCGCUCUACCUCGGGAUCCUCCUCGCCGUGACCUCCAUCGGCCCGGCCUUGGGCUUCAUCACCGGCUCCUUCAUGCUGCGCCUCUACGUCGACUUUGACAAGUUGUCUCGAGACCAGAUCAAGUUGACCCACCAGGACCUGCGCUGGGUGGGCGCCUGGUGGCUGGGCUUCCUGGUGGCGUCCGGCCUCCUCUUCCUCACCGCGCUGCCGUACCUCUUCUUCCCCAGGAGCAUGACCCGAGAGGACGAGGACGAGGACGACGUCGUGGAGUCCAGACCGCACGGCAAGCAGCAGCAGACGGACCCGGUCCGGGAAGUCUCUCUUCUUCAGUUCCUCAAAAGCUUUCCUUGCAUCGCUCUGCGGACCCUGCGGAGCCCUGUCUACCUGCUGGUGGUUCUGGCGCAGGUGAACCUGGCGGCGCUGCUGUCUGGCCUCGCCACCUUCAUGGCCAAGUUCAUCGAGAGACAGUUCAGCCAGACCGUCUCCUUGUCCACCAUGAUCAUCGGUGGAGUUUGCAUCCCGCUGGCGGUGCUCGGCACCGUCCUGGGUGGAGUCCUGAUGCGGCGGAUGAACCUCUCGGUCAGCGGUGCCAGCAAGUUGUGCACCGCUGCGAUCCUGCUGUGCACGCUCUCCUCCACGCCGCUGUUGUUCAUCGGCUGCCCCACGCAGCAGAUCGCAGGGGUCUUUCCUCCCAGCGAUGCGUUGCUGUGCAGCUCUGGCUGUCGGUGUCCUCAGGAGGCUUUUAACCCGGUCUGUGGUUCCGACGGUGUUGAGUUCAGGUCCCCCUGCCACGCCGGCUGUAUCGCCAUAGAAACGGAUCCAAACAACAACUUCACAAACUACACUGAGUGCCGGUGCGUCGGCGGUCUCGGCUCCGCCGCUCCAGGAACGUGUGGCAGCGGCUGCUCCGGCCUGCUGCUCCCCUUCGUGGCGCUGCUCGGCCUCACCAGCUUCGUGGCCUCCUUCUCCCAGACGCCGUCCUACAUGAUGAUACUCAGGACGGUGCCCACGGAGGACAAGUCUUUCGCUGUGGGGGUUCAGUACAUGCUGUUCAGAGUGCUCGCCUUCAUGCCCGGUCCCGUGUUGUACGGCAGCGUCAUCGACACCACCUGCAUCUUGUGGGGUGAAAAGUGUGGCAAGCAGACUUCCUGUCGAUACUACAACCUGGACCGCUUCAGACAGAGGUUUCUGGGUCUGCAGGUAGUCUUUGUGUGCGGGGGUCUGCUCUGCUUCCUGCUGACGGUCAGGGUUCUGCGGCGGAGAACCGGACUCCAGGAACCGCAGCCGGGGUCUAAAGGAGGCUACGAGCUGGUGAGCGCUUCGUCGAAGGAGAAGGAACAAGAGGAGAUGAAGAGAUGAAGACGAAGGACUCGGCUCUUCCUCCCGUGUGAAGGACCAGUCAGCAGCAUGAUGUCAUGUUACUUUACACUCAAUAAACAUAUUGUGACAAACUGUAUAUUUUAAUAGUUUAAUACGCUGCAGUUCCUCUAACGGCCACUAGAUGCCGCUCAAAAGAAAGUGAAGAGAUGGCCACGUCGGUCCAGAGUGAAAUAUCCCAACCUACUGGAUGGAUGCCGUGAAACUUGUGUCAGACGUUCAUGGUUCUCGGGGGAAGAAACCAACGGACUUUGGUGGUCUUCUGACUCUUCUUCUAGCGCCACCAUCUGGUCAGAUUGUAAAAUUGGUCAAUACUCGCAAUAUAUUUACGAUCCAGUGAAAUAUCUCAGCAUUUACUUGAUGGGUUGGGGCCCAAUUUGGAAAAAGCGUUCAUGGUUCUCAGAAGAAGAACCCUACUGGCUUUGGUGGUCUCCUGACUCUUUGUCUAGCGCCACCAUCUGGUCAAAACUUUAUACAGUCCUACACUACCAAUAUAUGCAGUGGAGGACAAUAUAAAUGGGGUAUAUUUAAAACCUUGUGAAAUAUUUUGGCACGUACUUGAUGGAUUUGGACCCAAUUUAGUAAAAAUAUUCAUGGUUCCCAGAAGAUAAACCCUACAGAUUUUGGUGAUCUUCUGACUCUUUGUCUAGCGCCACCAGCAGGUCAAACUUUAACGUGUCCAACACUUUGGUUUAUGACCAAAGUCCUAAAGAACUACAGAUGGAUGCUGUGUUUCCUGCUCAUGAGCUAAUGUUAGCAUGCUAACACGUUGAUGGUGAACAUGCUAAUGAUUGUAUCUGCAAAACAUUAGCAUGUUAGCAAUUACUUUGGAAAUCACAUGUAUUUCAAGCAAAUAAGCUGUAUAGAAACAGACUUUAAUACUUCUGAACAUGAAUGUGACUUCAUUCUAAAUAAUUUACUGCCGUCAGACGUCUGAAAUGCUUCAGUUCUUCCCGUCACAUUAUUUUGUCUUCACUUCACGUUUUCUUGAAUUUAAUUUGUUGAAUGUUUAUUGUUUGUGUUCCUUAGUUUUGUAAAUGCUGCAUGUAUUUUGUUGUUGUAAAUAAUUGUGUUAAUUGUGAUAUACUUUAUGAAAUGUGAUUA